GUGAUGACAUCACGACCAUCCAGCAGGAGAUUACCAUGAUGAAGGAGUGCAAACACAAAAACAUUGUGGCAUACUUCGGAAGCUACCACAGCUGCUGGAUUCUUCUCCCACUCGUGGCUCAGACAGCAGCUCACUCAUCAUUCUUUGUGUUUGUGGGCGUUCGUCGGACUUUCAGGGAGCGUCUACAUUUGUGUUUCCUUCAGACUCUUAGGGAGCGUCUACAUUUGUGUUUCCUUCAGUCUUUUAAGGAGCGUCUACGUUUGUGUUUCUUUCAGACUUUCAGGGAGAGUCUACGUUUGUGUUCAGACUUUUAGGGAACGUCUACGUUUGUGUUUCCUUCACACUUUUAGGGAGCGUCUACAUUUGUGCUCAAACUUUUAGGGAGCAUCUGCAUUUGUGUGUCCUUCAGAUUUUUAGGGAGCGUCUUCGUUUGUGUUCAAGCUUUAAGAGAGCGUCUACAUUUGUGUUUCCUUUACAUAUAAACGCUUUAAUACUCAGAUGAUGUUUGUGUCUCUGCAGGAACACCAAGCUGUGGAUCUGUAUGGAGUACUGUGGAGGAGGCUCACUGCAGGAUAUGUACCACGUGACGGGCCCGUUAAAGGAGAAGCAGAUCGCCUAUGUGUGCAGAGAAACCCUCCAGGGUUUGUAUCACCUGCACGAAACUGGAAAGAUGCACCGAGACAUAAAGGGAGCGAACAUCCUUCUGACAGAGAGAGGAGAUGUUAAACUGGCUGAUUUUGGAGUAGCGGCAGAGAUCAGCGCCUCUGUGGCCAAGAGGAAAUCUUUCAUAGGAACUCCAUACUGGAUGGCUCCUGAGGUGGCGGCGGUGGAGAAGAAAGGCGGUUACAACCACCUGUGUGAUAUCUGGGCUGUCGGCAUCACGGCCAUCGAGCUGGCCGAGCUCCAACCGCCCAUGUUCGACCUCCACCCGAUGAGAGCUCUGAUGUUGAUGUCAAAGAGCAGCUUCCAGCCUCCACGUCUAAAGGACAAAACCAAGUGGUCUGCAGGUUUCCAGAGCUUCGUGAAGAUGGCACUCAUUAAAAACCCUCGUAAAAGGCCGUCAGCGGAGACCCUGCUGCAGCAUCCGUUCGUGACUCAGCUGCUGACUCGUAACCUCGUCAUCGAGCUGCUCGACAUGGCCAACAACCCCGAGCUGCACAGCACGCACACGCUCAGCAUGGACGACAUGGAGCUGGAGGUCGGGGAAGUCGGUCCAGACAAAAUCCAGUCAGCAGGGAAACACCUGCCUGCAGAGAGGACGCUGUCUGAAGAGCAAUUCGACCAGGUGAAGUUCGGACCUCCACUGAGGAAAGUCACAGAACCGUAUCCUGACCUGCAGGGUUCCUAUGACGACGACUGGAGUCUGUCUGGAGACGAAGACAACUCACCGAGUCUGUUGGAAUGUGUGGAACAAGCCCUGCAGCUCAGGAGUUUAACCAUUCGGAGGGCGCCAUCUGCUGAUGGAGGUAAGAAGAGUGGCUUGUUCAGCCCGUCCACAGCCUCCCUGCCCGCCUUCAGCUCCUUAAGUCCAAACACAGACAACAGAGACCUGACGCUGAGACCGAGCUGCACGCUGGGACCUGAGGCCGCCGUCACAGCUGACUCCACCUCCACUACAGUAUUGUCCAGGUGCUCGGCCACACAGGACAUCAGACAGCGCUGCAGUGGCCCAUGUCUGCCUGCGGGGGACGCUGUAACCUCAGAGAAAAAGAGGGCUAAGUCUGUUACUUCUCCAAAGAGAGAGACGCCACUAUCACCUGAAUGGAGCACGCUGAGGAGGAAGACCGAGGACUCUAGGGCUGCCUGUCAUGGACUCCCUCCCACCCCCCAAGUCCAUAUGGGAGCCUGCUUCUCCAAAGUCUUCAAUGGCUGUCCUCUUCAAAUCCACUGUGCCGUCACCUGGAUUUUACCCAAAACAAGAGAUCAGUACCUCAUUCUUGGAGCCGAGGAGGGCAUCUACUCACUGAACCUGAAUGAACUUCAUGAAGACACGCUCGAGAAGCUGCUCCCUCAGCGAUGCACGUGGCUGUACGUCAUGAACAACGUGUUGAUGUCUGUAUCAGGGAAGUCCUCGCAGCUUUAUUCCCACAGUCUGACGCCGCUGUUUGAACACAGAGGACAUGUGCAGAAGAAACACAGCAGUCUGUCACUCAGCACCAACCGCUUCGCUGAGAGGAUCAGCACCAGUCAGAGAAAGUUCGCCGUCUCUGUGAAGAUUCCCGACACUAAAGGCUGCAGGAGAUGUAGUGUAGCAAGGAACCCGUACACUGACAGUACCUUUCUAUGUGCAGCGGUUCCAUCCGGUCUAGUGCUGUUACUGUGGUAUGAGCCUCUGCAGAAGUUCAUGCAUCUUAAGCACAUACCAAUCAAGCUUCCAGACUCUCUUCCCAUAUUCGAGCUGCUGGUGUUGGUGACGGAUGAGUUUCCUCAGCUGUGUGUCGGAGUGAGAGACUGUCCUAAUGGGAAGCGGCCCGUCAGCCAACAGCUCCAGUUUGAUAUCAUAGAGCUGAACAGCUCGCCUGUUUCUGCACCAGACAGUGGAGCUCUGAUGGCAGCACAGGUAACCCAACUGGACAGAGACACCGUUCUCAUCGUGUUAGAAAAAACUGUGAAGGUCGUGAACCUGCGAGGACUUCCGUCCAAGGAGCUCGCUGCUGAGAUGAUCUUUGACUUCCCCAUCGAAACUCUGGUGUGUUUACAGGACAGUGUGCUGGCUUUCUGGAAGCAUGGCCUAAAAGGGAGGAGCUUUCAUUCAAACGAGGUAACUCAAGAAAUCACAGACGAGAGUCGAGUGUUCAGAGUUUUGGGAACAAACAGAGACAUCAUCCUUCAGAGCACGCCGACAGACAUGCCGUCUGCUCUGAGUAACCUAUACAUCCUGACCGGACAUGAAAGCAGCUACUGAGACAUCUCACACUGAAGGGAAACUUGUUCUAAAAGACUGUUGUGUGAGAAUGAUUCUCACAAGGAGAAGAAAUGUAAAAUGUUAUUCCACGUUCUUAAAAAAACAUCGUCAUCAAAGGUUAUAAAUAAUAGAUUGUGUUGAAGAAGUGGAAAAAGUCUCUUGGUUAAAAAAAAAAAUGAAUGCAGAUAUGUCUUAAAGAUGCAUUCUUUCUAAUAGCCAGCAGGGGGCGACUCCACAGGACUUCAGAAUGAAACCCUCAAACAGACAGGUGUUAGACCUAGUCCACAUGUAGGCAGGUAUUUUUUAAACAGAGGUUUUCCUCCUCUGUUUUAAAAAACAAUCCUGUUCACACACGCUCAGUUCUCAAAUACAUCUUCGUUCACAUGAAAACGCAAAAUGCACGGUUGUGGCUGUCAUGAGCACGCCAAGUCAACAACCAUGUCCUUGACGUGAACAUUUUCUCACCAUGCCUCCACAAUGACCAUUUAAUUUUCAAAGUUUUCCCAUCAACCCGAAGUCCCACUGGGUCUUGUCCACGGCUCAUUGGGGUUUAUGUGGUGGGAGUGUUGUAUGAAGCAGCAGUGACCUCCGUCGUCCAAUAAGGUGUCUCUGCUCAUCAACAUAGUGGGAGAGUAACUGUGUAUGUGUGAGCAUGUAAAAAGUCCAGUUAGCAACGUUAGCACCAGCGCUAGUUUGGUUAGGUCUGCCAUCGCACUAAUCUCAUGUAAACUGAAGUGACUGCAUCGCACGAUGACGUCACGAUGACGCCACACAGCGUGACGUCACAAGAACAAAACUCUGUUUACCCCGUCUACACAGAAACACCUUAAACAGAGUUUCUGAACAUCUUUGAGUUUCACUAAAGGACAGUUACCAGUGAGCUAAAACGCUGUUUGCGUACGAAAGUCCAAAAUGCAGAGAAAAAGCUAUGUGUUCUAAAAUACCCACCUACGUGUGGACGAGGCCUCAGACUCUGGAUUUGUCCCCUUUAAACCGUGUGAGUGAUAGUUUGUUCAUCAGUCUGACUGUUACAAAGAAACAGGACGCUUGUUUAAAUGUAUUCUUACUCUUAUCAUAUAAUUCUGAAAACCAUGAAUGUGCGAGCGUAGCAGCGUUUACAUUAUGUGCCACCAUGUUGGGAGAGCGGGGAAUGUGAUUGGUCUGUCCAUCGCUGUCAGUGACCUUUAAGUGCCAUAAACAGAUUCAUCUUGUGACUCUCGUCCAUCUUAUGUUUGAACUAAUCAUGUGUUCACAGAAUCUAAAUGUGUAUUUGAUUAGAGGAGGCGUCAAAGAAACUGGAUUCAACUAAACCUGCUUGUUUGGCUAAAAUCAAAAAUAUAAACUCACUACAGUCAGAUGUGUGUGUGUGUGUGUGUGUGUGUGUGUGUGUGUGUGUGUGUGUGUGUGUGUGCGUGUGUGUGUGCAUUGAUAUUUAUGUUAAGGGAAGCGUUUCAAUAACACUCACGUUUCCCUGAGAUAUACUUGAAGAGCAUCAUAUGAUACAGUCAUUUGUUUUUUUAAUGAUGAUUUUAUUAUUUGUGUGUACAUUUCAUGUAUAUAACACAGUAAACUUUUACAUGAUGUAAUGGGUUGUAUUAUGCAAAAUAAAGAUUUUAAUAUCCUCUAAA
Labrus bergylta (ballan wrasse) is the source of this 4533-nucleotide messenger RNA. The record is from RefSeq and is a predicted model, not a curated record. Lineage: Eukaryota; Metazoa; Chordata; Actinopteri; Labriformes; Labridae.